Paramuricea clavata is the source of this 4914-nucleotide messenger RNA. Lineage: Eukaryota; Metazoa; Cnidaria; Anthozoa; Malacalcyonacea; Plexauridae. The record is from the annotation of a GenBank genome assembly.
AUGGACAUCUUUAUUUGGCCUGAUGAAAGUUUGGUGAAGAUAGCGUUCAAAGUCGCUGAGAUAUAAGAGCAUAAUUUUGGUCGCAGGAAUACGUGUACAAUUCUCACAAACUAUUAACGUUGCUGUCAUGAAAGUUUGCAUGGCGAUAGUUGAAGGUCCUCGCUAUUCGGCCUGAAUGUUUGGUGAAGGGAGCGUUCAAAGUCGUUGAUUAAGCUAAAGAAAUUAAUUUAACAGCAAAAUAUUCAACUAAAUUUGUAAAUUUUGUAGCAUUUGAUAUAUAGUAUUCCGACAGUAUUCUGCUUCGGAAUAUCUGGUGUAGUUUAUUCCGACAUAUUCUGCGCAGAAUACUACGAGUAUUCCGGAAAUAUUCCGAGCGAAUACCUCAGAAUAUCCACGAAUAUUACUAAUAUUCCUGCCAGUAUUCCGAGGUAUAGAGGUCGGAACAUUCAAUUUUUCUUCCAGUGGGGAUCAAUUCUGCUUUUCGAUUUUGAACGACCUAAAUAUUGUGAGAAUUGUACAUGUAUUCCCGCGACCAAAAUUAAGCUCUUAUAUCUCAGCGACUUUGAACGCUACCUUCACCAAACUUCCAGGCCAAAUAGAGAUAAUCUUCAGCUAUAUAUAUCUAUGCAAAAUUACCCGCUGGGAAAAUUACCCGCUCCUUUUUAAUUACCCGCUCCUUUUACCCGCCCCUUUUUUAAUUACCCGCUCCUUUUACCCGCUCCCCGCUCCAAAUAGAUACUCCCUUUCCUGGGUAUACUAUAGAGGAUGAAUCAAAUGAUACCAUGCAGUCACGAAAUUGGAAUUCUAGAAGCAGUUAAUAGAGAAAUUUUAGACGAUUAUGAUGCAUGCCUUAUUGCCGAUGAACCGCUACUAAGCCGACGAAGAAUGCUACGCACGAUCGCGAUAUCUAAAUGAAUAUGCGGAACACAAGGAACAAAACGAGAUGCUACAGCGAAGAUUAGACGGCCUUGAAGAUAUUAAAUCAUGGUGAGCAUAAACUUAGAUUUAUUUUAACAUUUUAACGUAAAAUAAGUAUCUCUGGCUGAUAUAUUUUGACUUUAUUUCACAAGUCAGUGUAAAUGCGGGCAUUGUGUGAUAACACAUAUACAAAAUACACACGAAGCUUGUUAAAUAAACGUGAUUACAAAUAGACAAACACAGUAGCUUGAAAAAAGAAUACAUACAUUCGCUCUGAACUGGUCUGUUUAUAUCUUCUAUAGAGUCUCUUGUAUUUGCUCGCGAAGGUGAGGGAAGUGUGGUUUGAACUCUGUGAUAUGACUGAUGCCGUAUCAGAAUACAUCAGCCAGAGAUACUUAUUUUCAGUAAUUUAAAAUAAAUCUAUGUUUAUGCUCACCAUGAUUUAAUAUAUUCAAUGGACCAUUUUCAUUAUAGACUAAAUUUUGAUCUGGACAAAAAUUUCAUAACAGUUUGAAAGAGCAUCACAAAAUUAGUAAUAUUCCAAAGUUUCGUUGCGAAAUUUUGUAAAAUGGGGAUAAUCAAGGGAGGCGUUCCACAAGGGAGUAAGUUGGGUCCUAUUGCGUUUAUAAUAAAAAUAAACCAAUUACCAACGUCUAUUAUACCCAAUAACCAAGAUCAAAUAUGUAAUGCCGUAGAAGACCAGGACGUAGCGAUGUUUAUGGAUGACACAACAUUAUCGGAAGUAAUCAAUGUCAGUGACCAUUUAGGUGGCAUCCCAAUCGGUAAUACUCAAAUGAACGUAGACAAGGUGGUACAGUUUGCAAAGGACGAAGGAAUGGAACUAAACUAUAAAAAGUGUAUGGAGAUGAUUAUUGACUUUAGGAAAAAUAUAACCCCUAUACCCCCAAUUUAUGUUGGUGGUCAUAAUGUUUCUCGAACGAAGUCAUAUAAGUUACUGGGAAUAUGGUUAGAUUGCGAUCUUAAAUGGAAAACUAAUACGGAAUAUAUUACGAAGAAAGCGGCCAAGCGUCUGUAUUUAUUAAAGAUCCUGAAGACUUAUGGUGCCCCCAUGGAUGAUUUGUUAGCAUUUUACUGUUCAGUAAUUCGUCCUAUUUUAGAAUAUGGUGCAGAGAUUUGGAACGGAGGUCUACCCAAGAGCAGAAAAAGAGCAUUGAACGAAUUCAAAAACGAGUACUUAGAAUAAUUUACCCAAACCUAGACUACGACCAAGCAAUAACUGAGACAAAAUUACAAACUUUGGAAGAACGUAGGGACGAAUUAUGUGUAUCUCUAAUUAAAAAAAUGCUGGAACCAAACCAUAAACUUCAUAGCCUCUUACCAAAGAAACUAAAAUACAUUAGGCAAAAAGAAACAAGAACUAACAGUGAGAAAUUAUAUAAUUUCCUCUCUAAAACCGAACGUUUUAAACACAGUCCUUUAAUUUACUGUAUAUACUUAUAUAAUUCUAGAUUAGUUGAUUAGGAUCAUCAUUUUUAAAAUUUUAUCAGUUAAUGUACAAAUAGGUAUGCAUUAGUAGUUUUUAUACAUAUUGUAAAUAGAUAUAGAUUAGUAAAACUUUAAUUUUAAUGAAUGACAUGUAAAUAUAUAGAAUAUAUACCUUUUUAUACCCAAAUUUGUAAACACAUUGUAAAUUAGCGUAACUACUACUAAAUGUGUUAAUAAACCAUUACCAUUACCAUUACUAUUACCAUAAUAUAGCCUUGCGAAGUUUGCCGUUUUUCAGUCAUUUUGUAUUACGCACGGGAAAUUGACAGCCCAAUUGGGUGUUGGGGCAUCAAUUUCCCGUUUGUAAUACAAAAUGACUGAAAAUUGCAAAUUUCGCAAGGCUAUAUUAUCCGCAUUUUAUACAACAUUUCGCAACGAAAUUUUUGUCUAGACUUGUUUAGAUCAAAAUUUAGUCUAUAAUGCAAAUGGUCCAUUAGGCCGCCUAAUCUUCACUGUAGCAUCUCGUUUUGUUCCUUGUGUUCCGCAUAUUUUUUUAGAUAUCGCGCGUACCAUUCUUCGCCUGCUUGCGGUUCAACGGCUUAUAUAAAAGGCAUGCAUCAUAAAUUAAUAAUCGCCUAAAAUUUCGCUAUCAACCGCUUCUAGAGUUCCAAUUUCGUGACUGAUAUCAUUUGAUUCAUCCUCUAUAAUAUACCCAGGAAUAUAAUUGUAUUCUGAGUCAUCUGAGUCACAUUGAGAACCAUGAGUGCUGGUAUAUAUAUACCAAAUAUAAACGAAUGAAUAAUGCGCGUCCAAAUUAAGUCCCUUAAGCUACGUCACACCACGCUCGUCUCAGACUCGUGUUGAUACGCGACAUUUUCACGAAAAUCGCUGUUUACUCAGUGUUUAGAGCCGCAUAUCUCGCGAAUGAAGAGAGAAAACCGAAAAAUGUUAAAGAACCUAUUAAUUAACUAACUUUUUGUCCUCUACUCCAAAAUAAAAAAACUUUUAUAUUGUCUUUUGCUAGUUUAUCGUCGUCAAUAGCAACACUUGCUGCCCCACCUGUACCUGCUUCUACACCACUAGCUGUUCAUGGGCUUGUCUUACCAAUCAUUGGGAUACCUAAAGCAGAUAUUGGAUUAAUAGUGGCAAUUGACUGGUUUGUGUAAGUUUAUUAUAUUGAUUUAAUUAUUAAUAGACAGAUUAUAUAUAUAUAUAUAUAUAUAUAUAUAUAUAUAUAUAUAUAUAUAUAUAUAUAUAUAUAUAUAUAUAUAUAUAUAUAUAUAUAUAUAUAUAUAUAUAUAUAUAUAUAAUCUAAAGGAAUGAUAAAAAUGACAAAAAUCCGUUACUAAAUAAUACAAGUCACUGGGAUACCAAGAGCAGACAAUUAUUGGAUAUUAAUAGUGGCAAUUGACUGGUUUAUGUAGCUAAGUGUAUUAUAUUGACAUAUUAAUACCAUAGUUAUCAUUAUCUAUAUUGCGGAUUUCAAUCACAUCUUGCAUGUAAAGAGGUCACUACUGCCAAUAGCCUGUGCACGGCAUCAAUUAUCCGCGAUAUGAUUUCUUUUCUAUUCCUAACAACCCUCGCUUCUUAUCAGUUGAUAUUUAGAUCUCCACUAUUAUUUAUACGUAUAUCAAGGCCAAUCUUUCUAUGCCUACUCAGUAUAUUUUACCUGAUUUCCCUUGGCUCAAAGCAACCUUGCACCUCCCCAGUUUUUUUAUUCAGUUGCUAAGCGAAAUAAUUUAGCAGGCUGCAUGGUUUGCUUUGCUAAAUGAGACGAGCGGCUGGGGGUGGUGGCAUCCAUUUGGUACGUACGCAAAAGAGAAUUGAAAAAUGAACCGCCUCCCUCCAAGGACAAUAGAAAUUAAUACGUAAUUCAAACAACUGACGUGCACAAAAUCUGUUUUUCACUCCCUCUUGUUGCGUAUACGUACUAUAAAUGAUUCACUGCAUGGUAUCCAAACGUUAAUUAUCAAUUUAGGCAACUAGGAAAGAGCACAGGGAGGUUCAACUAUUGAUGUAUACUAGCUCAGACUCAGUCUAAGGACAUAUAUAAAUGUCCAUAUAGCAUCAUGAAAUUUGUCAAGACUGUCAGCUAUUGAAAAGAAUUGUCUCUGCGGACGUCGAAAGAAAGAUUUAAUAUCGAUGUAACCGCUAUGCACAGUUAAAUCGGAAACAUAGGGAAAGUAAAAGACGUGCAUGCAUCACAUGUCGUUGAAAAACUACAUUAUUUUAAAAAAUAAUAGAAACAAAACUACUGUGCCUUUAAUUCAUUAUUCACACAAAUAUAACUUUGGCCAUAUUAAUUUUAUAAAGUAAUUUUAAUUAUUUGUAACAUAUUUUUAUAGAGAUCGCUUCGCCACUCCUGUCAGUAUUUGGGCGAACUGCAUAGCCUGUGUUAUUAUUGAACAUUAUUCACGUGAAGAUCUUCAGCCAUUAAAAGACGUCACUACACCACGUGAAGAAACAUGUACUACCGUGGGUAAUGAUGCAAAUAGUGAUGUCACUAUUGAUGUUGCUGAAGAAGAGGAAGUUAAAACAGAAAUUAAUUAA